Molecule: messenger RNA, 981 nt
Organism: Trichophyton verrucosum HKI 0517
Lineage: Eukaryota; Fungi; Ascomycota; Eurotiomycetes; Onygenales; Arthrodermataceae
Exons: 2
Coding region: 1-981 (326 amino acids)
Molecular function (GO): oxidoreductase activity
Source: RefSeq, a predicted model, not a curated record
AUGGAUGAAUCGGAGUUACCAGCGGAUGUUUUGAUCAUUGGCGGCGGGCCUGCAGGCUCAAAUGCAGCAUGGGAGCUAGGCAAAGCGCACCACCGAGUGACUCUUUUUGUUGGAGAUAAGCCUGUCUCCAGUCCUGGUAGUGAAGCAGGGGAAUCCUCACUGCCGGCCGUGCUUAAGAACCGCGAGCUCUUCCACCUAUUCCAGCAAGAAACGAGCAAAACACUGCCGGUCACAGUCGAGAGAAAGAGAAUAACAGAAGUGAGGCGCCUACCAAACGGUCUGUUCGAGGUGGAAGAUGCCGGUGGGAAUGUCUGGCCCGGCAGACUCCUUAUCCUGGCUGACGGUGCAGAAGAAGUCAUGCCUGAUAUCGCUGGGUAUCAAACCUGCUGGCAGCAGCAACGAAUACUGAUGCAUCCGUCUGAAGGGAAGCACGGCCGGGUCCCCGUCGCCGUCCUGGCCGUGGGCGACCUGGCUGAGCUGACCAUGGCCCUCCACGCCGUCUGGCAGAUCCGCCAGUACGCCUCUGCUGUACGGGUCUACACACAUGGAGACCCCGAGCUGGCCCAGGAGCUGCUGUCUCGAGUGUCCCCCGAUGCAGCGAUCACCGUCGAAUCCGCGUACAUCCAGGAGAUCCAGCCGGACGCCGACUCAUCCCACGGCGUCACCGUCCAGCUCGACGGCGGGAAGAGUGAAAAGGCGUUCCUCUACCACCGCCGGGCCGCACAGCUCAAGGGCAACGACCCCUUUGCCCGCCAGCUGCGGCUCGAGCUGACCGAGUCAGGGGCUAUACGCAUCUCAGCGCGAGUCCCUUACAUGACGAGCAUGGACGGGGUAUAUGCCGGCGGCGACUGCGCAUCUCUGGGUCAGCGGACGCUCUUGAAGGCCCUGGCCAUGGGCGAGGGAGUCGCAGCGGCCGUAGCAGCCCGUCUGGAGCGCGGGAGAUGGAAGAAUCUGGCGUACGAGGAGGAGAGCUGCCCCUGA